GUGACCUACCAGAUUCUAUUGCAGACCAAUCCAAUCCAAUCCAAUCCGCUACGAUCCGUGACAAGUUUCCAAGUCCACACAUUAUUUCCAUUUGUCUGCAAAACACCGUAUAACCAACAUGAAGCUCGUGUACCUCGUCUCGGUUUUCAUGGCCACAGUGGCAAUGGCAGCUCCGGUUUCAGGCACGGAUGCGGUGGCGCUGGGCGAGAAGCAGAUGAACAGGGCAAUGAUGCUGGCCAGGAAUGAUACGCCUACCACCGGGAUCUCGAAGAAGGUCGAGCAAGCGCAGCAGCAGCAACAACAACAAGGGCAACAGGGGCAACAACAAGGGCAGGGUCGGAAUUGAGUGGGAGUCUGGUCAGGGGAAGAGGCUUGUCGAGUCGAGCCGGGGAGGGAAGAAUAUUCCACAAGAUGAUUGCGGACGGUGAUGUUCGAUUAGGGCUGCAAGAUGGGAAGGGAGGUUUGGUUUGAGGCGGAGAUAUGGGUGACUACCUUAGGUAUUUUUGCUGGUGGUUGACUAUCUAUCGUACAUUGCUGGGAUUCGGGAGAGUGGUCUUGUUUCCUUUGUUGGAUGCGUGUGCCCGGAUCGAAGGACUACCGGAUUUGGUAAUAUGGGGGGCAGCGAUGUGCUACUUGUGUCGCUUCAAGUUGAUUAUUGGGAG
Molecule: messenger RNA, 662 nt
Organism: Aspergillus aculeatus ATCC 16872
Lineage: Eukaryota; Fungi; Ascomycota; Eurotiomycetes; Eurotiales; Aspergillaceae
Exons: 2
Coding region: 119-346 (75 amino acids)
Source: RefSeq, a predicted model, not a curated record